Messenger RNA from Bufo gargarizans (Asiatic toad), 2093 nucleotides. It is a transcript of the gene MPP4, whose product is annotated as MAGUK p55 scaffold protein 4. The coding region runs from base 1 to 1908 and encodes 635 amino acids. The transcript has 21 exons. Gene Ontology annotation, molecular function: protein binding. Lineage: Eukaryota; Metazoa; Chordata; Amphibia; Anura; Bufonidae. The record is from RefSeq and is a predicted model, not a curated record. Gene Ontology annotation, cellular component: adherens junction; plasma membrane.
AUGGUUCAUCCACAAAAGGCUGGAGAGUCUUUGAAAAUGAGGGAGACCAUGGAAAUGAAUCCUGGAUGUCUUCAAGAAAAUGGUCUGUCCCAGAUCCUCACAUUAGUUCUUGAAGAGCUGGGCCUUUUCUACCACAAAGAUGUUAAUGGAAUUGGGGUAUUGUACAGUUUGCUCCAGGCUCCAUGGCUGCAGUCUUUACUUAAGGUGCAUGAUUGUCUUCAUCAAUAUAUAAGGAAGAGGCCUGUGCCUGUUGUACCAAAGGCUCGUGCUUUAUGCAGUGAGGUGGCUGAUGUGCUGCGAGAGUUCCGUUCUGCUGACUCUCGUGAAUUAAGACAUCUUUUGCGAGGACCACAUUUUAAGGCACUGCUGUCUGCCCACGAUACAGUGGCACAGAAAGAUUUUGAGCCCAUUCUUCCUCCACUACCAGAAAACAUUCCUGAGAAUGAGGAAGCCAUGAGAAUUGUGUGUCUGGUGAAAAACAAGCAACCUCUGGGAGCUACAAUUAAACGUCAUGAAAUCACCGGAGACAUCAUAGUGGCCAGAGUAAUCCAUGGUGGCCUGGCAGAUAGAAGCGGUCUGCUAUAUGCUGGAGAUAAACUGGUAGAAGUAAAUGGGGUUCCCGUGGAUGGACUGGAACCUGAACAAGUUAUUCAGAUCCUGGUUCAUUCCGAGGGGACAAUCAUAUUUAAACUCAUACCUAUUGGUGAUCGUACAGUGAGCAGUCACACCAUGCUGUUUGUUAGAGCAAUGGCAGAUUACUGGCCCCAGCAUGAUCCAACCAUACCCUGUGCAGAUGCUGGCCUGCCUUUUAAAAGAGGUGAAAUCCUGCAAAUAGUGGACCAGAGCGAUUCUAUGUGGUGGCAAGCAAGAAAAGCUUCAGACCUCAGCCGGUGUGCUGGCCUCAUCCCAUCCAACCACCUGCUCAAGAGGAAACAGAGAGAAUUUUGGUGGUCUCAGCCGUUCAUGUCUCAAUCUUGCAUUAAAGCCUCACAGUUGAGCACAAUUGGGGAAGAGGAAGACAUGAAGAUUGAUGAGAAAUGUGUUGAGGCUGAUGAGGAAACAUUUGAGUCAGAGGAAUUGAAAGGAGAAGAGGAAGAAUACGGCAGUGAUGGACAGGCCUAUGUUAUUGCUGGUUUCCGGAAAAGCAUGCGCCUUUGCCGCAGAAAGUCCCACAGCACCCAAUAUUCCUGUUACUCUAGAUGUCCAAGUAGCAGCUGUUACCACACAGUAACAGCUCCCUAUGAAGAGGUUGUGAGAUAUCAGAGAAGGCCUUGUGACCGUCAUAGACUUAUUGUCCUAGUAGGACCUUCAGGAGUAGGUGUUAAUGAACUAAGAAAGCAGCUUAUUAAGCUAAAUCCCAGCAUAUUUCACAGCCCGGUGCCACACACUACUCGCCCCAAGAAGAGCUAUGAAGAGAAUGGUCGAGAAUACUUUUUCGUAUCUAAAGAGACAUUUGAAAGCAUGAUUUACACCCACAGUUUCUUGGAGUAUGGAGAAUACAAAGGACAUAUGUAUGGUACCAGUGCGGACACAGUAAAAGAAGCCCUGGAUGCUGGAAAAAUAUGCAUAAUUGACUUGGAGCAACAGGGUAUUAUGGGGUCUCGGACACAUGAACUUAAACCAUAUGUAAUAUUUAUAAAACCACCAAGCCGAAACUGUAUGAGGCAGACAAGAAGAAACGCCAGCGUUAUCACUGAUUACUAUGUUAACCAGAAGUUUAAGGAGGAAGACUUUCAGGAGAUAGAAGAAUCUGCAAGAAGGAUGGAAGAGCAAUUUAGCCAAUUUUUGGACCAAGUGUUGGUGAAUGAUGAUCUGCAGUCUGCUACUGUUCAGCUCCUGUCCACUAUCCGUCGUGCUCAAGAUGAGCCACAGUGGAUCCCUGCAGCUUGGAUCUGCUCAGAUUCAUAAUUGUUUUAACGCUGAUAUUAUUUACCUAAAGCCUACAGCGAGCAUUCCGUAUGAAUUAAAUGUGAGAUUGUCUUAUGGGACAAUGUAGGAAGAGUGUGGCAUCUAAUAGCACCCUAUAAAUUGUACACGUUUACUGGAUUAAGUAGGAUGACUAAGGCUUCUUUCACACUUGCGGCAGUGUGAUC